Molecule: messenger RNA, 1104 nt
Organism: Fomitopsis serialis
Lineage: Eukaryota; Fungi; Basidiomycota; Agaricomycetes; Polyporales; Fomitopsidaceae
Product: ribosomal L28e protein family-domain-containing protein
Exons: 5
Coding region: 1-1104 (367 amino acids)
Biological process (GO): maturation of 5.8S rRNA; maturation of LSU-rRNA
Cellular component (GO): preribosome, large subunit precursor; nucleolus
Source: RefSeq, a predicted model, not a curated record
AUGCAGAGCGACGACGUUAUAUGGUCGGUGAUCAACACUCAGUUCUGUUCAUACAAAGUGAAAACAGCAACACAGAACUUUUGCCGAAACGAAUACAAUGUCACCGGUUUCUGCACGAGGCAGAGCUGUCCCCUAGCAAACUCACGCUAUGCGACCGUCCGGGAGAAGGAGGGCGUGCUCUACCUCUACGUGAAAACGAUCGAGCGGGCGCACUCGCCCGCGAACAUGUGGGAGAAGAUCAAGCUCUCGAACAACUACUCAAAGGCCCUUGAGCAGAUCGACUCGGAGCUCAUCCACUGGCCAAACUUCACGAUCCACAAAUGCAAGCAGCGGGUGACGAAGAUCACGCAGUACCUCAUAAAAAUGCGACGUAUGCAGCUGCGGCAACAACCGAAGCUCGUCGGGAUAAAGAAAAAGCUCGACCGACGUGAAGCCGUGCGCGAGCGCAAGGCGCUAUCCGCCGCGCGGCUCGAGCGCGCGAUUGAGGCGGAGCUCCUCGAGCGGCUCAAGAGUAAGGCGUACGGCGACGCGCCGCUCAACGUAAAUGAGGACGUCUGGCGCGCGGUGCUCGACCGCGAGAAGAAGGGCAAGGAGCGCGCGCUAGCCGGUGAGGGCGCAAGGGACGAGGAGCUGGACUUGAUGGACGACGAGACGGACGAGGAGCUCGAAGAGGAGGAGGAGGGCGAGUGGGGAGAGAGGGAGUUCGUGAGCGAUAUGAGUGGGGACGAGGACGGGCUGAGUGAUUUGGAAGAUGUGGAGUCGGGUGAAGAGGAGAGUGGGGAGGAAGAUGAGAGUGAUGAGGAGGACGAGGAGCCGACAGACAAGACAAAGCUGGGCAAGCGGAAAGCAGCACCAAAGACGCAGAAGCCUGCGAAGCGGAAGCCAGAGAAGAAAGCACGCAGGGGACCACGGGUCGAGGUCGAGUACGAGCAGAGAUGGAGACCGUACCUCUCACAAAAGAGCAAUUGCAAACUGGUAGCACUCUCCGGGUUGUUGAUUGCGUACAUGUCCUUACUAUCGUCUCUUGCACACUACGCUGCUCGUACUCAUCAUUUUCAUCGUCUGGGCGCAUUGACAACCGUCAUGUUUAAUCUAUCGUACUAG